Pecten maximus is the source of this 4358-nucleotide messenger RNA. RefSeq names its product solute carrier family 23 member 1-like. Lineage: Eukaryota; Metazoa; Mollusca; Bivalvia; Pectinida; Pectinidae. Gene Ontology annotation, molecular function: transmembrane transporter activity. The record is from RefSeq and is a predicted model, not a curated record. The transcript is spliced from 14 exons. The coding region runs from base 83 to 2056 and encodes 657 amino acids. Gene Ontology annotation, cellular component: membrane. Gene Ontology annotation, biological process: transmembrane transport.
UUCGGUUUAUUAAACUGUGUCCUACCAUUCAAUAACUGAAUGAAGCUAUGAAGAACGUUCUGUUCCGCCAUCAGUUGUCAACAUGUCGUCUGAUGCAAGUGGAAUAACCCUUACUGCGAUAAAGGGUAAGAACUCCGAUGACUAUUCGACAGGAGGACACAAUCAGGGUAUCAUCAAUACAGGGUUUUCAUUGACAGAAAAUGAGGGAACAGAGACAAAAUAUAAUGCUACAGAAAUAAACAAUGAUGGCGACGUGGGACAAUCCAAGGACGAUGACGAGAAGAGAGGCUUGAAUGAUCCCCGUACCUCCCCACAGAUAUUAACUGGCUUGCAAUAUAAAGUGGACGACUGCCCACCAUGGCAUACGACAAUACUUCUUGGUUUCCAGCACUAUCUUAUGCUGUUAGGCUCCAACCUUGCUACGCCUGCUAUUUUCGCCACGAUAAUGUGUGCUGCCGGGAACAAACAAGUCACGUCGACUUUAAUGGGAAACAUGUUGUUUGCUUGUGGCAUUGGUACAGUUUUACAGACCAUAUUUGGAAGCAGACUGCCCAUUGUCCAGUGCCCGGCAUUUGCCUACGUAGUGCCUAUGUUGGCGAUGAUCGAGAUUGAAGAAUUCUCAUGUCCGGAUUUUUCCGGCGUUGGCAACGCUACUGUUGGAGACACUGGGCUAUCGGAGGACGAAUAUUGGAAGACACGCCUGAAUAUGCUGGCGGGAUCUGGAAUGGUAGCAGCAGUCGUAGAAAUCGUUAUCGGUGCCAGUGGUCUUAUCAACAUUUUACUGCGGUUUAUAGGCCCGCUUACAGUCGCACCAACCAUCAUGAUGAUUGGUCUAGGAGUCACAAAACUGGGCUUUGAGCUUGCGGGGAAACACUGGGGCAUUGCUUUAGGAACGAUUAUAAUGAUCGUGGUACUAUCGGAGUGUAUACCUAAGUUCACCAUUAAAGUACCAUGUAGAUGCUCAAAUUUCCCAGCUAAAACUGAUGUUGUCUUUCACAAAAUGUUCUCGGUUAUAAUUUCCGUUUGUAUAAUGUGGUUGUUGUGCUAUAUCCUUACCAUAACCAACGUAUUUCCUGAAGAUAAAACGGCCUACGGUUAUGAUGCCCGGACGGACCUACGAACAGAAUACAUGCAUGAUGCACCUUGGUUUUCUUUUCCGUAUCCAGGAAAGUUUGGUAUACCAGCGUUUAAUACUGCCAUGUUUGUGGGGAUGAUUGCCGGUGUGUUGACAUCCAUCAUAGAGUCAAUAGGCGACUAUUACACGUGUGCACGUAUCGCAGGGGCGGUUCCCCCUCCUCCUUCUGCUGUCAACAGAGGUAUCCUUCUAGAAGGUAUCGACUGUAUCCUUGCUAUAUUGGUUGGAUCUGGUUUUGGAGUGACAUCAUGCAGCCAGAAUAUUGGUGUUAUUAGUCUUACCAAGGUUGGCAGUCGUCGCGUUGUUCUUGUGGCUGGGUUUUUGUUGAUGUUUUUUGGCUGCUUUAGCAAGAUGAGUGCAUUUGUUGUCACGGUACCUGAUCCCAUUAUAGGAGCCGCAUUCAUCGUCUUAUUUGCUGUGUUAACCGCCGUAGGAGGAUCAAAUCUACAGUACGUUGACCUCAACUCCCCUAGGAACAUGAUAGUGAUGGGCAUGGCUUUGUUUGUUGGUCUGGCAUUACCCCCAUGGCUCACCGACAAUCAGGAUUUAUUCUUGCAGCUUGAUUCUGGAGCACGGCAAGUGGUCACAGCGUUAUUGGGAAACAAUAUAUUUAUGGCCUGUUUUACGGCAAUCCUACUGGAUAACCUCAUGCCAGGUACUGUAGCGGAACGUGGUCUGGUUGCCUGGCGACAAGUAUUUGAAGACGGUGGAUCUGGUGAUGGAGACGAUAACAACAACAGGAUGACAUUGAAGACGUAUGACUUUCCAUUUGGCAUGAGUUACAUACGGAAAUGGAAAUGGACCUAUUAUAUUCCCUUCUCUCCUACUUUUCGUGGAUUGAGAACGCGCUGUUUGGGCAAAAAGGAUCGGGAAAUGCAUGUUUUUACUGAUACUAAACAAAAUCAUAAUGCCACAGUUUAAUAGUAAUUCAUUGAUGAACUUGUUAAAUACUUCAAUUCAAUUGUAUAAUUAUAAUCAGACCUAAUUAACCUGUUUCUAAAUACCUGUAAUAUAGACAUAUCACUUAAUAGUUGCAUUUAUACAGAUGUUUUUACAUUAUAUUGAAAUGUCCUUUAGUAGUUGCGUUCAUACAUAUGUAUUUACUUAAGGAUUACGCUUAUUUCAUGAUUUAAUAACUUUCUCAUUGGUUUUGGUAUUCAUGUCACAAAUAAAAUGUGCCCACUGAAUAGAAAAAGAUGUAAUUUAAUACAUGUAUUCUAACUAGAACAUUACCCAAAGUGCACUGAACUGAUGUUGAAAGGACACGGUAUGCUGUCGCCAAUAUUACGUCUCAUUGAAUUCAAAUAUAGUAAUUACUUAAAUGUACAACCUGCAGUCGAUUUGUGAACGGUGAUUUUGAACCCUUUAUCUAAAAGCGUAACAGUUUGAAUUGUGAAUCCUCGGGACAGACAAACAUUGGAAGCAUUUCUUUGUCACGUCCUUGAGGUAGAUAUUUAUUGUUUUAGAUUUUGAAAAGGUGUACUACCUUGUAUGAUAGCAAGAUAUAACUUUCUAAAAAAAAAAAAAAAAAAUCAAAAUCAAAAUCAAGUCGGCAAAUGUAGAAAAGGAGAUUGUAUAUAUGGUUUAACCUAACUGUAUGUACUAAGAUAUCUCCAUCAAUGGAGCAUAUGGUGUACCAAGAAUCAAAACACGAUCACUAUGUAAUCCUUAGUAUCUUUGUUCAUGACAUACGUCGUAUUAGGUCGAAACAUUACUAAUUUGGAAGUAGCCCAGAGCGCACGGACACGGAAACAUAUAACGUAUAAACAUUUUGUUGACGCGGUAUUGUAUAAAGUACCGAUACACUUGGGCAGAACUACAGGAAUGUAUCAUAGUGACAUACUACAGAGAGACCUAUCGGUGUACGACGUUUAGACGACUGGAAAAUACGAUGGCCGAUAUCAGCCGUCAAAUUACUCGCAUUUAUGUGAUGCGAGUAACAUAACAUGAUACAAAUCACAUGACGGGUUACUCUUAUGUGAUGCGAGUAACCUGACAUAGUAAAAAUCACAUGACGGGAUACUCUGAUGUGAUGCGAGUAACAUGACAUAGUAAAAAUCACAUGACGAGUUACUCUCAUGCGACAUAGUAAAAAAUCACAUGACGGGUUACUCUCAUGUGACAUAGUAAAAAAUCACAUGACGGGUUACUCUCAUGUGACAUAGUGAAAAAUCACAUGACGGCUUACUCUCAUGUGAUGCGAGUAACCUGACAUAUUAAAAAUCACAUGACGGGUUACUCUCAUGUGAUACUAUUAAUUGUUCGCAACAUUGAAGUAAGUGACAAUACACAUGUAAAAUCCAUUAACAUUCCAGGGUUAACACGUGUUUCACAUCAACAUAGCAAAUUAAAACCUUUUCUUUGAUUAUUUGUGUUGCAUUCAAAAUCUCUUGUCCAAUGUCAAUUAAGCAAUUUUUCUUAUUUUCUCAAUUCUUUUUGUGAAUAAAACCAAUUCCCCCAAUUUGGUUCUCGGGAAUUUUUUCUACCACAUAAAUAUACCAAUCUACAGGAAAUAUCAAAAAGAAAUUCUGUUGCAAUUAGUCUGUGGUCAAAUCAUGAAUUGACUAGACUACACGAACUCCAUUGUAUAAUAUGCAUGCCACACCUUGACUUAUAAACCCGGUUUAAUCAGGACAAAACAAAAUUACGUAAAUAUUCGACAGUCGCCACGAUAACCUCUUUUGAAAGGUCAAGUAAAAGUAUACUCUGGAAUGUUAAUGGGUUUUGUAAGUGAACUCUCAUCCCCUUCGUGACUGUGUACGGUUACUCGCAUCACAUGUUAGUAACCUGAGGUGAUUUUGCCUAUGUCAGGUUAUUCGCAUCACACGAGAGUAACAUGUCAUGUGAUUUUUACUAUGCCAGGUUACUCGCAUUACAUAAAUGCGAGUAACGUGACGGCUGAUAUCGGCCAUCGUAGGAAAAGUCUGUGACGCCUAGCCUCAAGUGCCGUUCAAAUGUCAUCUAUAGCAAACAUAUACCACCUUUAUGUCGCCAGAAACUUCAAAUGACGCGUUAAUGUUUCAUUUUAUAGACAUGUUUUUUUUUUCAUUUUUCUCCUUUUCACUCAAACAUGUUUCAUUGAACAUUUGAAUUUGAUUUUGUACGUAAAAUACUACAUGGCUCGUUGAUUUCAACGCAUCAUAACCUUAUCUCAGCAUUUAAGGGUACUUCUAGCAUCAUUUUUGUAUGUACUUUCCUUGGAUAAUAAGCUACUCAUAAGUGA